Messenger RNA from Mucor mucedo, 1396 nucleotides. RefSeq lists its product as uncharacterized. NCBI's taxonomy places the organism in Eukaryota, Fungi, Mucoromycota, Mucoromycetes, Mucorales, Mucoraceae. The coding region runs from base 221 to 1162 and encodes 313 amino acids. The record is from RefSeq and is a predicted model, not a curated record. The transcript is spliced from 2 exons.
ACAUGUGUAAAGCUCACCAUAGUUACUGUGAAACACCAAGAUGAAAUGAUAUGGAUGUCUUUUAUCCCUUUUGUAAAACUCGAUUAGUUGUUGUACAAAUCAACUAGAUUUAUAUUGUAAAAACGAGUUGGAUUACUUUGAAAUAGAAUUGAUCUCUUUACUUUAUCCUCCCCCUCCCCUUUCUUUUCCCUUUUUUUCUUUUUACAUAAAACUAAAAAAAAUGUCUUCCGAGUCACCCAUUGUUCAGGUGCCAGAACCCGAAGAAAACUAUAGCAGUGAUGACCUUAUCUACCAAGCGCAGCCUCAGCAAGACCAACAUGAUGAAUUAGACGAGUUUGAUAACCACGAUGCCAUUCCUCAAAAGUUAAAGUUGGAUUUAAGAGGCACACGCAUGGAACUCGAUCGAGACACACUUGUGAAUUUACCAGAAAGCUUACUCAUUGCCAUGUUUCCCAACGGUCUAGUUUUGGCUCGACCAUCUGAAGAAUACGAUGAAGAAGACGAAGAUUACGAUGGUCUCUCACGCCAUUCAGUAGGCGUAGAUGAACAAGUCAAUCUCGUUGAUUUCGACCCCGACUGUUUGGAGUAUGUCUUACAGUUUUACACUCAUGCUGCAGUCAUAAGGGAUCAAAACCAGCAAGAUGCAGAACUUCAAAGACUCUUAACUGCUUCAGCUGCUUCCUCACCAGUGUAUUACACUCUCUUAACAAAACAGCCGAUUAUCGUGUUACGUGAGGAAUUGGAGUACUUCUGUUUACCAACCGAAAAGAAUAAAGACGCUAAACAUUUGAAGUCUGCUUCUGGUAGCCAUUUAAAGCAGCAUGAUCAUAUAUUUGAUGCUUUACAAAAAAAUAUCUCCAGAGAAAACAAUAUUGCUGAACAGCAUUUGAUCGAUAUGUUGUGUGAUGCUGGUUUUAAAAGAGACGAUCGUUGGGGGUAUCGUGAGAUCGAACCUUUGAAAACUACCAUUGUUAGCAUGGCUUUGGUCUUGUUGAAAACUAUCGGUCCUGACAAUCACAUGGCCACUGCUCAAAAGCUCUUUUUAUUCUGGAGAAAGCCUGCUAGAAAGUGUUGGUGGGAUGGUAAUUCAGUAGAAUUGGAUGGUCAAACGAUACGUCUCUGGGCAAGGAGAACAUGGACGUUAGAAUUAGCUCUCGUAUAAAUAAUUCAUAUAAGAAAGACAAAAAAAAAAAAACUCCUUUCAUUAUUUCCCCCUCUUUUACUCCUCCUCUCCUGUUAAUAUGCCAACAGCACAAAACUUGUAAUAGUAUUUAAUAAAGAAAUCCUACGUAUUUUAUUUUAUAAUUGAUUCAAGAAAAAGUUAUAUAUUUCUUCUUCAUCUUCAUCUUCAUCUGUUUCUUCUUCAUAAUACAUCUUGGUUUUUCGAUUCUCAUCC